AUCCCUCCGUCAUGGCCGACGGGGGGUCUGGACUCUGAGGACUGACCCAGAACCGUGACCUCUGACCUCCACCGUCGCCAUGGGCACCGUGCUGUCGCUGUCGCCGGGUCCCCGCAAGGGCGGUUACUAUGACGACCGGCUGGGCCCGGGCUCGCUGAGCCGCUACCCGAGCCUGAGCAGCCGCUCGCUGGACAAGGACCGCGGCGGCGGCGGCCUGCGGCGCGGCCAGUCCUCCAUCCUGCUGCCGGCGCUAACCUGGAAACGGCUAGUGGCCUCCACCAAGAAGAAGGGCGGGGCCAAGAAGGGCCCGGCGGGCCCGGCGGGACUAGCCGACCCGCUAAACAACAACAACACCCUCCUGCAGAAGGACGUGCUGCUAUUGAACCGGCAGAACGUGCAGAAGUCGCUAUCCUGCGCUAACUUGACUAGCUACGAGGCGCCGGGCCCGGGAUCGGGCUACGGGCUAGCGCCGCCGGCGCCGGGCUACGGGCCAACGCUAGCGCCGGGCCUCGCCUACAGCCGGUCCCAGCAGCUAUCAUCGGUCAAGAAGGUGCCGCCGGCUAGCGCGGCGUUGGCGUCGCCGCGGCGCGUCAUCGUCCAGGCGUCCACCAGCGAGCUGCUGCGCUGCCUGGGCCGCUUCCUGUGCCGCCGCUGCUACAAGCUAACGGCGCUGGCGCCGGCCGACCCGGCGGCGUGGCUGCGGGCCGUGGACCGGGCCCUGCUGCUGCAGGGCUGGCAGGACCAGGCCUUCGUCACGCCGGCCAACGUGGUGUUCGUGUACAUGCUGCUGCGCGCCGCGCUGGCGGGCGACGUGGCGUCGGUGGCGGAGCUGCGCGCGGCGCUGCUCACCUGCCUGUACCUGUCCUACGCCUACAUGGGCAACGAGAUCUCCUACCCGCUCAAGCCCUUCCUGGUGGGGGGCGAGGGCGACGGGCCCGCGGGCCGCGACGCCUUCUGGGACCGCUGUCUGGCCGUGGCCGGCGCCACCAGCGCCGACAUGCUGCGCAUCAAUGCCGACCCGCACUUCUUCACGCAGGUGUUCGCCGAGCUCAAGGGCGAGGGCGGGGCCGGGGCGCUGGACUACGGCCCGGUGGACUACGGCCCGGUGCUGGACUACGGGAGGGUUCUGGACCGGUGA
This is a messenger RNA of Cololabis saira (Pacific saury), 1138 nucleotides long. RefSeq names its product cyclin-dependent kinase 5 activator 1-like. The transcript is spliced from 2 exons. Gene Ontology annotation, cellular component: cytoplasm; protein kinase 5 complex. Gene Ontology annotation, molecular function: cyclin-dependent protein serine/threonine kinase activator activity; protein kinase binding. The coding region runs from base 80 to 1138 and encodes 352 amino acids. The record is from RefSeq and is a predicted model, not a curated record. Lineage: Eukaryota; Metazoa; Chordata; Actinopteri; Beloniformes; Belonidae. Gene Ontology annotation, biological process: positive regulation of cyclin-dependent protein serine/threonine kinase activity; activation of protein kinase activity; brain development.